Molecule: messenger RNA, 1475 nt
Organism: Papilio xuthus (Asian swallowtail)
Lineage: Eukaryota; Metazoa; Arthropoda; Insecta; Lepidoptera; Papilionidae
Exons: 3
Coding region: 9-665 (218 amino acids)
Source: RefSeq, a predicted model, not a curated record
GACAGACAAUGUUGAGUCGCGGUAUAAUUGAGAUUGUUCUGUUGAGCGCUGCGGCGGGGUACAUGGACCUCCCGGUGAGAGAUCUCCCGGAAAUAGACCUGAACAAGCCGAAUAAUUUUGACGCCACCACUUGUGAGAAAUUCGAACAAAACGCUUACUUUGAUCCUAAAGAGGUCGUCGACUCACUCUGGAAGAUAUUCUAUUACUGGGCAAAUGGGGUGGAGAUAUCAACGAUUUUGUUUUCUUUGCCAUCUGACAAGAAGAUAAGCAAUUUUAGGACGCUUGUGGAGACUUACAAUCCAGGUCUGAGUAUUGAGUGGGACAAAGCUGCGCUGUUUAUGGAGCCCCGGCCUGAUGUGAAAGUGUUGCUCGUGAGCAGAAACCGUCCAGGCAAAUAUCUCGCGGUGGUUAAGGGUGACAAAUACGAUAAAGGGGGUGACGUUCCAAAUGUGCACACGACAGAUGUCCGUAUGAAAACAGUCGGGCGCUACAUGGGCAUCAUGAAUUGCGACGAUGGCUCCGCGUUCGCUUUGGCGCGGCUCCACGACAUGCCUGAUACCUACCAACAUAGUAAAGCAGCCGCGCAGUUAUUAGGUUUCAACGUGAACACAGGAAAAUCAUAUAUUACCCAUGUCCCCGAAUUACGUCCACUUGAUGAGCUUUAAUUGAUUCUAUGUGGUAUCCUACUACUUCUUUAUUUAUCCCAAGGUCAAUACGUUAGUCACCUGAGUUUUAUCGCAUAAAGCAUCGCUGAAGAUUUCAUUGAAAAUUAAAUCGAAAUGAUUUCAUACUUAUUAACUUGCUGAUAUUUAUUUCAACUUAUAUUAUUAUAUGUACGUAUAUCAUCUACAGCUUUAAGGGUUUCUUAAGAAGCGUUCAAAUGACGACGAAACCGCCAUCAAUAUUCAUUAAAUAGUUACGAAGUUUAUAACAAAACAAGGAGAAAUACGGUCAUAAGACUUCAUUAAAUUCUAUUAACUAGUUUUACGUAAAAUUAUAGUAAAAUAAAUAAUAAUAUGUAUUUAUUCCAAUGUCAAAAAAUAACAAACGAUAAAAGAGAACUUUAACUUGAGUUAGUUUUUUUUUUAUAAUUAGUGUUAAUAAUUUGUUAAACGCCUGUUACAUUUCAUUCGAAUUUGAAGAACGACCAUUAAAUAUGUGCUUGUAAGAGUCAUAAAUAAAAUAAAUAAUUUAUCUGGCCUAGUACCUCCAUAGUAAUAAAUUGUCUGUAGCUAUGCUAAAUCGAUUUCCUUUGUACCUGUAAGUAAAACUUAUGUCCCUUUUCCAUCCGUUUCCCUUUUGUGGACCCAUGAGGUUUUUAGUAAAUAAUGUUGGCCAAGAAAUAUUGCACAGUCCCGCUCUACAUAUAAAUCAAUGAUAGAGAAAUAAUAAAUACUGGCAAAUUAUUAGCUUAGCUAUUUUUACCUUUGUGUCUUCGAGAUCCAAAAAUUAAUUAUAAGGUAAAAUUACGUAGA